AUGAUGCAUCCAGGUGGUCUUCUCUCGCCUCGGGAGGCGGAUGUAUGUGUUGGUCAGGGUGAGCUGAUGUACUGCGCAGGUUCAAAGGAAAAGCAGGCUAUUGUCAUUGGAGCCGUUGAGACCAUGGGGACCCAGCACUCCUCUGCAAGCAACAUGGUCUGUACCGACGCAGACGUUGACGUCACCAAGGACAAUCAACUUGCCCGCCUUUGGCACCGUCGCCAGGAGUGCGUGUAUGUCCUUGUAGAAUUUGCCGCUUGCGGCAUCAGGGCUGGCCAUCAGAGGAGUGCAGACGCUGAUGAUGGUAACGAAUUUACCUCCCCGGAGAGGCAGGCGGAGGCUCAUCAGACGGUCGUUAAUGCUCCUCGGUAG
Spirometra erinaceieuropaei is the source of this 372-nucleotide messenger RNA. Lineage: Eukaryota; Metazoa; Platyhelminthes; Cestoda; Diphyllobothriidea; Diphyllobothriidae. The record is from the annotation of a GenBank genome assembly.